AUGGGGGCCUGUCUCAGCAAGAGGGCGGCGGCCCAGAACGUGGCCAACGGCGGCAAUUCCGCAAGCAGAAUGGAGGGCGAAGCUGGGUUGAGCUCGUAUGAGGUGGCCUGCAGGCUCGAUCCCGAGGUGAAGUCCUUCGAUGCGACUCUCCAGCGGAGCACCAGCCGCGUAAUCUCCGCCAUUGCUGUAGAUGUCGAUGUUCGAUCUCUCUCCUUCGAUUCCCUCAACGAGGUGACCAGAUACCUGAUCGAGAUGAACCAGGAGGUCGUGAAGGUCAUCCUCGAGAGGAGGAGGGAUAUCUGGAAGAAUCCGAAGCUUCUCGAUCUCGUCGAAGAGCACCUCAACAACAGCCUGCUGACACUGGAGUUCUGCGCCGCCAUGGAGAAGUGCCUCAAGAAAGCUCGGGAAAGCCAGGAGAUGCUCCACGUCGCCCUCCAGCGCUUUGAGGAGGCCGAGCAGGGAGAUGGCGAGGAGCGUUACACGAAAAUGUUGGAGGAGUUGAAGGAUUUUAGGGCAUCUGGGGACCCCUUCUCGGCCGAGUUCUUCAAGAUGUUCCAAUCGGUCUAUCAACGGCAAAUGUCAACGCUGGAGAAAUUGCUGGUUAGCAAGAGUAAGCUCGACAAGAAGCUGAAGUCUGUCCGAGCCUGGAGGAAGGUCUCCUGGAUAAUCUUCGCGGCAACCUUUGCAGCCGUCCUGAUCUGCUCCGUGGUGGCGGCGGCGGUGGCCGCGCCUCCAGUCUUGACGGCGCUGACUACCGCCGCUUCAGUCGCUCUGGGUUCCGCCGGAAAAUGGUUUCACUCUCUCUGGAAGAACUACCAGGAUGAAAUUCAGAACCAGAAGGAGUUGGUCAACGCCAUGAACACCGGAAGCUACAUUGCGAUCAAGGACCUAGAAAACAUCCGCGCUCUGGUCGCCCAGCUGGAGAUUCAGAUCGAUCACCUGGUUCGUGCUGCUGGGUUUACCCUCAUGGACCAGGAGGCCAUGAGAUUCGGCGUCGAGGAGAUCAAAACGAAGCUGGGCAAGUACACUAAGAGCAUUGAGGAUUUGGGUGAGAAGGCUGAGAGGUCCAGCGCAGAGAUCAAGAGGGUGAGGAGUCUUCUCUUGCGGAGGAUCAUCGCAACCAAAGAGAGAUCAAAAGUCUUCCUCCUCUGCUAA
Molecule: messenger RNA, 1155 nt
Organism: Spirodela intermedia
Lineage: Eukaryota; Viridiplantae; Streptophyta; Magnoliopsida; Alismatales; Araceae
Source: the annotation of a GenBank genome assembly